CUCUGCUGGUGUUGCAGACUUUCUAUAUCUUGGUACUGCCACAAAUCUUUUGAAGCCAGUUGUACCAUGGCAUCUGCUGGCCUCCAGAUCCUCGCUGUCUUUUUGGCUACUGUUGGGUUCAUUGGAGACAUCAUCAUCUGCGCCCUGCCCAUGUGGAAGGUAUCUGCCUUCAUUGGCAACAACAUUGUCACUGCUCAGGUCUUCUGGGAGGGCCUCUGGAUGAAUUGUGUCCAGCAAAGCACUGGUCAAAUGCAGUGCAAAGUGUAUGAUUCCAUGCUGGCUUUGCCCCAAGAUCUUCAAGCUGCCCGUGGUCUGGUUGUCGUCUCCAUCCUGGUUGUGUUCCUGGGUAUGCUCCUUUCCAUUGCUGGAGGCAAGUGCACCAACUGUGUUGAGGAUGAAGAGGUCAAAAGCAAGGUUGCCAUUGCCGCUGGUGUCUUCUUCAUUGUUGGUGGCAUCCUGUGUCUCAUUCCUGUCUCGUGGUCAGCCAACGAAAUCAUCCGCAACUUCUACAACCCUGUUAUGAUUGAUGCCCAGAGGAGGGAGCUCGGGGCAUCCUUGUUCAUCGGCUGGGGGUCUGCUGGGCUGCUCCUUAUUGGGGGGGCUCUCCUAUGCUGCCAGUGCAACAAGAAAAAGGACAGCAGGUACUCUGUCAAAUACUCUGCUCCUCGCUCCACCACCAGCGGAGGUGCCUAUGUCUGAUUGCUGUAAAGUCUGCACACCAAGAACUGAAUUAACUUUUACAUGUGUUUUAACUUUUUUUUUUUUUUUUUUUAAAUCAAUUAAAACUUGUAAUUCUACAUUUUCUUAUGUCUUUUAUGAAUUUUAACUUGGCAUUUUAAGCUAGCACUGAAAAGCAAAUCAUACCCUCAAUGGAUUGAGCUACAGUUUGAGCCAUUUGUCAGCCAACCACAAGGUUAACAGUAACUAUCUAGACCCUAGCAUGACUUUAGUAUCUGAAAUUGCUCCCUCUUAAACUUUUGUGGCUGUGCUAUCUAGCAAUAACUCUAAGAAAUGUCCUACCCUGUCUAUCCUACCAGGAAGCUUUGUUGUAUUCUAGCCAUGACUCUUACCAAAACGGCAUGCUACUUUAAGAGGUUAAACUAGAUUACCUAAAAACGUUUGCCAUAAGCUGUGCUGGCAGUGCAGUAACUUAAUAAAGAACAUUCUGUGAAUUAUGGGAAGCUGUGCCAACA
This is a messenger RNA of Periophthalmus magnuspinnatus, 1193 nucleotides long. It is a transcript of the gene cldn28, whose product is annotated as claudin 28. Gene Ontology annotation, cellular component: bicellular tight junction; plasma membrane. Bases 67 to 699 code for a protein of 210 amino acids. The record is from RefSeq and is a predicted model, not a curated record. Gene Ontology annotation, biological process: bicellular tight junction assembly; cell adhesion. Gene Ontology annotation, molecular function: structural molecule activity. The transcript has a single exon. Lineage: Eukaryota; Metazoa; Chordata; Actinopteri; Gobiiformes; Gobiidae.